CUGCAGGUUCGUAUUUAGAAGCCACCGUUUAAAAUGAUAUUGUGAAAGUUGACUUGUUGGAGCAAAACUGAAGGCACGAAACAAAAUUUCCGAGAACAAACGAGAUUUGUCGUUUACUACGUCAUUAACCUCGUCGUGAGCUACUUUUCGACGAUGACAGCUAGUAGCGUAAGAAAAUCCGAGAGGGUUUGUAAAAUUGAACAGUAAAAAAUACCCGGAAGCUAGUUACCCAAACAAAGAGUCUCAAAGACCAAGGACGCGACAAAUUUGGAGGAACGAAAACGAAAAUUGUGACGCGUUAACUCUGACAAAAACUAUUAAAAAGCAAGACAAUAAACUGAUUUGACCGAACAACAAUUUAUCACAAUACUGCAAAUAUCUCGAUUUCUUUCAACUUCAUAAGAUGAUAGAACCUGAGUAAAAGAUGAAAUACUGAAAAAAAUACUAAAUAAAUAAUCUUUGAAAUUUCAAAUAUUUAAAAAAUGAGAUUUGAUACUGUAAACUGAUUGGGAAAAUUGCAGCAACAGUGGAUUAAAGAUCAUAAUCUAAUUUAAUUCCUUGAUGUCGAAUUUCAAAGUGAAACACCCUAUAGAUACUGAAGAGAGCGAAGACAGUUAUACUAGUAACAUCUGUAUGCUUUGAUAUAUCGUAUUCAAUCUGCACCCUGUAUAUGCAUGAGUCAAACAAUGCCAAACAUCACCAUAACAACGAUUCGUUUCUCUUUUGUUCAGCUGAAGUAUUCGAGAGAAUUUGCGGAACACAGAGAAACAGUAAUUUAACAAACUGUUUUAGAAGUCUUAAUUCUAGCGCCUUACCGAGAAAUAUAACGUAUCAUAUUUACGACUGUACAUCAUGAACACUGAUUUGUCGAUGCAAGGAAGCAUGAAUAAGAUAACGUAUAAUCUACAGAAAGAGGAAGAGAACCGUAUUUUGGAACGUAAUCGAAAUAUAUUGUACCUCAUAUAUGAUUAUCUGGAUCAAAAUGGAUAUGUACAAACUAACGUUGCUCUACUUCGAGAAGCUCGUCUAACUCAAGAGUAUCGGGUCUGCGACAACAUCGAUUUGAAAAUAAUUAUUGCGGAGUAUGAAAAUUAUUAUAAGAUGAAGUUUCAGAAGUACCCUAUGUUGUGUGCGAAAAUAACAAAGGAAACGUCAAAUGCAAAGAAAGUAACAAACAAAUCAAAAGUCCCAUUGCCUACAAUUUGCAAACGUGACUCAGUAAAAGAAAAAAAUGAACAGGAAAAGAAUGAUGACGAUACGAAUAAUAUUAAUCUCGCAAUGACAGUGACGUCGAUUUUCCCUAAUCAGAACUGUGGAGCUCCAUCAGAAGAACCACUUGAUCAUCUAAAGGAACGAACGAACAUACAAUCGAAGAUAUCGAAUUGCAUUGAAAAAUUAUAUCCAGGAAAUUCGGAAUUGCAAAAGAUCGCUGAAGAUAUUUCACGCGAGAUCAUAUUGAACAAAUUAAAUGUACAUUGGGACGAUAUCGUAGGACUAGAAGAAUGUAAAACCGCUGUUAAGGAAGCCGCUGUGUAUCCUGUUAAAUACCCUAUCUUUUUCAACGGCCUAUUUUCUCCUUGGAAAGGUAUUUUGUUGUACGGGCCGCCUGGCACAGGCAAAACGAUGUUAGCAAAGGCAGUCGCGACAGAAUGCCAUUGCACUUUUUUCAAUAUAACGGCCAGCUCAUUGGUGAGCAAAUGGAGAGGCGAUUCCGAAAAAUAUAUACGUGUUUUAUUUGAUCUUGCCUACAGUCAUUCCCCUACAGUUAUUUUUAUUGACGAAAUUGAUUGGAUAGCCAUAAACAAUGAAAACUAUACAUUAUCUGAACCUGCAAAGAGAUUCAGAUCAGAAAUUCUUGCUAGGCUGGAUGGAUUAGUAUCUACUGAAAAUUCUAAUGUAAUUCUUCUAACCGCAACUAAUUGCCCUUGGGACAUUGAUGCAGCUUUGCUCAGGCGUCUUGAGAAAAGAAUAUAUGUAUCGUUACCCGACGAAACUGCCCGACUUAAAAUGUUCAAAUUAUAUCUCAGCAACCAUUUAUUAGAAAACAUAGAUAUUAUAAACGACAUAAUAAAGUACAGUGAAAUGUAUUCUUGCGCGGACAUAAAAUUACUUUGUAAACAAGCAUGGAUGUUAGAAAUAACUCCAAUAUGGAAAAAACUUGAAAAAGAGGAAAUGUCUAUCGGAAAUUUAAAAUAUGAAUUAAGGAAUUAUCAAAUAUUAGCAAACUUGAUGAAAGAAACAUUACCUACAGUUACGAACGUAAAUAAAUAUAAUUUGUGGAAUAAAAAGAAAGACUCAGAGAAUCGUCACAUCUUCUAGUUUCAUAAAUUAUGUUUAAAAGAAUCAGAAAAUAAAGAUUCUUU
Molecule: messenger RNA, 2363 nt
Organism: Frieseomelitta varia
Lineage: Eukaryota; Metazoa; Arthropoda; Insecta; Hymenoptera; Apidae
Product: katanin p60 ATPase-containing subunit A-like 2
Exons: 9
Coding region: 853-2319 (488 amino acids)
Molecular function (GO): protein binding; ATP binding; ATP hydrolysis activity
Source: RefSeq, a predicted model, not a curated record